Messenger RNA from Elgaria multicarinata webbii, 2429 nucleotides. It is a transcript of the gene FOXM1, whose product is annotated as forkhead box M1. Lineage: Eukaryota; Metazoa; Chordata; Lepidosauria; Squamata; Anguidae. The record is from RefSeq and is a predicted model, not a curated record. Gene Ontology annotation, biological process: regulation of cell population proliferation; G2/M transition of mitotic cell cycle; regulation of transcription by RNA polymerase II. Gene Ontology annotation, molecular function: RNA polymerase II transcription regulatory region sequence-specific DNA binding; DNA-binding transcription factor activity. Gene Ontology annotation, cellular component: nucleus. The transcript is spliced from 7 exons. Bases 45 to 2384 code for a protein of 779 amino acids.
UCCUUCCUUCUAUCCUCCAUGGAUAUCAACUGCACUGGUCAAGGAUGAAGAGCAGCCCUCACAGGCCCCUGAUUCUCAAGAGACGGAAAUUGUCUCUCCCACAUACUGAAGCAUUUAACACCCUGGUAAGAAAUGAAUCAGAUGGACAGACUGCUGGAUCCUCUAAGCAGGAACAAGCAAGAACAGAUGAGCCUGUCAUAAACGGAAAGGAACCUGCAAUUCAGGAAGUCUCUACAAGAAUUAGAAUAAUUGACCACCCCACCUUAUCAAAUGCACAGGUGGUAGCUGUUCCUACCAACACAGAUAUUCAAAGCAUCCUUGAGGCUAUGAGAGCCAAAGGGAAAGAAUCUGGUAGUAAUGAGCCUAACAAGUUUAUUUUCAUCAGUAGUGGGAGCAGGUCUUCCAGCAUGAAGUCAAGAGCAUUUCAGAAUCUGUUCAAAUCUGAAGAUGAGCACAUUAUCACCAAUAGCAGGGCACAGAAAGAAGUAACGUGCAUUGGGCAAAGCUCUGGGAGAAUGGAAAAGUCAACCUUUUCGACAUCAGAAUUGCUGUCUACGGGAGGACGAGAACAGGGCGGAAACAGCAAUGGGGAGACACCAAGCUGUGGCCUGGACAACAGUCUAACCAAUAUCCAGUGGUUGGGCAAGAUGAGCUCCGAUGAACUGAACCCCUGCAGUGUGAAAAAAGAAGCAGAGAAAGAGAACCAGACCCCCAAGCAGAAAGCAAUGAAGUUUGAGGAAGGCUCUGCACCAUCAUCCUCUACUACCUCAUGGCAGGAGCCCUUCUCUGAACGUCCCCCCUAUUCCUAUAUGGCUAUGAUCCAAUUUGCUAUCAACAGCACUGAGAAGAAGCGCAUGAUGCUGAAAGACAUCUACACAUGGAUUGAGGAUCAUUUCCCUUAUUUCAAACAUGUAGCCAAACCAGGCUGGAAGAACUCCAUACGGCACAAUCUUUCCCUACAUGAGAUGUUUGUUCGGGAGACAUCUGCCAAUGGCAAAAUCUCGUUCUGGACUAUUCACCCAGAAGCCAACCGCUAUCUGACACUGGACCAAGUGUUCAAACAGCAAAAACGGCACAGUCUGGAUCUGCAGAAGGAUAUGGGAGGCUCUUGUGGCAGCAAAAGUGAGCCACAGACAGCACGCUGGAAAAUGAAGCCCUUGCUUCCACGUGUUAAUUCCUACUUGGUUCCGAUCCAGUUCCCAGUUAGUCAGUCUCUCAUUCUUCAGUCUUCUUCAAAGGUGCCACUGCCUAUAGCUAAGAGUGCCUCUGAGAACAUGCAGAGCAGCAAGCGGGUGCGCAUUGCUCCAAAGGUGUUGCCAUCGGGUGAAGAGCCAAUGCUGUUCCCAGCUGCAGUCUCUGUAAAGGAAGAGACUUACUAUGAUGAAGAGCCAUGUCCAUUUGCCACCCACCAAUCCAUAAAGGAGGAUGCCUGUCAGAUCAGCAGAGAAUCAUUCCCUGCAGCGCUGUGUAUAAAAGAGGAGAGGGACAACUUUCAUUCCCAUCAGCUGUCAUCUUCCUUCCUCCCAGCCCUGCCUGUAAAGGAAGAACCAGCACAGUCUGGUGAAGUACUGAACCUGCGCUUCCCAGCAGCACCUGUAAAGCAGAAGAGACAGUUUAUGGCACUCAAGUCACCACCCCAGAGCCUGUUGGAUAUGCUGGUUAUCAAGAGGCAAGAGGAGCACAAAAUGGGUAGAUCCAGAAGGAAGCAGCACUUAGCCCUGCCUUGUUCAGAAGAACCAGUCCUACUCCUUCCAGGCAGCUGUAGUCCAGAUUCAUUCAUCCUGAGGCAUGACCUUCCCUUUGAGCAGGAGAUUCCUCCUCAGGGAAACAUGUCCUACUUUAGGUGCUUUCAGGAGGAAGGCGGCCCUUUUAAAACUCCAAUGAAAGAGAUGUUCUGCAAGCUGCCAAUUUCUUCCACUCCUAGUAGUAAAGCAUCUGUAGCUACCCCAACAUUCUUGGGAUGUACUGAUCCCUGGAGAUUAGCACCCUUUGUUAAGGAAACUAGCAAUCCGGAUUUCAGCCCUGUGAGAACCCCUCCAUUGCCACUAUUAUCACUCCAAGAGAAUUUAGAUCUUUUGGGAUUUAGUAGCACUCCCCUGAGUGCGAUUCCCUUGUGUGAUUCCCCACAGCUGCCACUUUUAAAUGCAGAAGCAAAUGAUAUGGUGUCUGGGCCCUUGACAAGUUCUCCUGCACCCAGCAAACAGUCAUCACCAGAGCUUUGGGCCUCUGUUCUUCCAGAAAAACAUUCACUCCUGGAAGGCCUAGUAUUAGAUACCAUGAAUGACAGCUUGAGCAAAAUUCUCCUAGACAUCAGUUUCUCUGGCCCUGAGGAUGAUGUGGGUACUGAUUUCAGCUGGUCACAGUUAAUUCCUGAACUGAAAUGAAGAAAACUGGCUGGUAUAUUCUGAAAACUGCUCACUGUUCAUAAC